AUGCCUUCCAUGCACCUUUCUCAAAUCCGAAGAUGGCUUUUACAGUCUCCUCCCGUGGAGUGGGGCAUAAUGCAGCUCCGCGAGCUCCUAAUCGGUGCUUUGCGGCAGGGACCUAUACCUCAGCAUGUAGCCUUCGUGAUGGACGGAAACCGACGUUUUGCAAGGACGCAUGGAAUAGAGACGUUGGAAGGGCAUAAUUUGGGCUUCGAAGCAUUGGCGCGAAUCCUCGAAGUCUGCUACAAAUCUGGCGUCAAAGUCGUCACAAUCUACGCUUUCAGCAUCGAGAAUUUCAAGCGGUCGAAAUACGAGGUCGACGCGCUUAUGGAAAUGGCGAAAGUAAAGCUAUCACAGUUAGCACAGCAUGGCGACCUGCUAGACAGGUACGGAGCCUGCAUCAAGGUCCUGGGGCAGCGCGAGCUUGUGAAACCAGACGUUCUCAAAGCUGUUGAUCGAGCUGUUGCCAUGACCGAGCACAACAAAGAUGCGAUCCUGAAUGUCUGCUUCCCAUACACCUCCCAUGACGAGAUCACCACGGCCAUAAGAAACACCGUGAUCGAGUAUUCCAAACCUCUACCCUCACAGAACCGUUCCUUCUCCGAGUCGCAUAUCGCCCAUACCAUCCGAUCUCGACAUCUCUCAGCUGCCACUCCGAAGGCUGGAUCACAUUCUCCUUCCCUGGGCGCUACUUCCGACACGGAAGACUCCGUUCCAUCGGCUUCUUCGUCUACCACUCUACAUCCUGAGUCUCCAUCCGAUCCCACGCCUCUAGACGACGAUGGAGAUGGCAAAUACCGCGAAACGUAUCCUGAUCCUGAAACCAUCACACCUAGUAUCUUGAAUGAUCACAUGUAUACUGCCGGCCUCCCUCCUUUGGAGCUACUAGUGCGGACGUCUGGGGUGGAGAGACUCAGUGAUUUCCUGCUUUGGCAAUGUCACCAAAAUACGGAGAUUGUGUUUCUGGAAACCCUAUGGCCUGAAUUUGACCUAUGGACGUUUCUACCUGUAUUAGUGGAAUGGCAGUGGAAACGGCGAAAAGGAGUUGAGAGACAACUGGAAAUCCGCAACGAAACUGACGGAAGGACUUUGAAGAUCAAGGACCGAUGA
Molecule: messenger RNA, 1104 nt
Organism: Letharia columbiana
Lineage: Eukaryota; Fungi; Ascomycota; Lecanoromycetes; Lecanorales; Parmeliaceae
Exons: 2
Coding region: 1-1104 (367 amino acids)
Cellular component (GO): dehydrodolichyl diphosphate synthase complex; endoplasmic reticulum; membrane
Molecular function (GO): ditrans,polycis-polyprenyl diphosphate synthase [(2E,6E)-farnesyl diphosphate specific] activity
Source: RefSeq, a predicted model, not a curated record